AUGACGCUCUACGACGUAGCGUACCGAUGGCACCCUGAUAGUGCGGCGUUGCUGGAGCUUCUGCUACGACGCGGCGCCGUUUCAGGAGCGCUGGUGUUACACGAUGAGGUGGUCUCUCUUGUCAUCACGGAGGAGGAGGAGCGUGAGGACGUGAUGGAACGCGAGCGUUCUUCCCGUGCGUUGCUGCACCAUGGUGAAGGAACAGAGCGUGCACGAAUUCAACGGCAGGACUAUGAGCGACGGAAGCUGUUUGGAAAGGAGAAGCGAGAACGCCAUAAGCGUCUCGACAAGGAGGCGUCAGGGUGGAUGUCGCUCAUGGAAAAGGAGAAAAGAUGCGCGAGACGCAUCGCUGGAGACCGCGCGGCGCGAGAGUGCUGUGCUGCCGAGCUGCAGCGCAUCGGGAGGGGCUUUCUGGCACGAAGUUCUGUCCACAGAGUGUUGCUUGGGAGGAACAAGAUGCGACUGCUUGCUGAAAAGCUAGCGGAGACGACUGCUAUCGCCGCGCUGCACAUGGCAGAGGUGGUCAAGGUGGAGGAGAACGUCUCCCCUGGUGCCAAAUCGGAUGGGGAGCUACCGAUACUGGCGGCGCCUUCUGCUGCUCAAGAGGUUCCGCUUCGCCGGCUUCCUGAGGCGCUUCUUGUGUACCUUCAGUCCAUGGUGAGAACGCGUCGAGCGAGGCGCCAUUAUCUACACGUAAGACGCAUGACGACAAUUCUGCAGAGGGCGUGGCGGCGUCACCACGCCCGGGUCGCCCGCCGACGGCAGCAGGCCGCUGACGUGCUGCUCAGUGCGGUGAGGAGAUAUCAAUUUAGCAAAGAACGCGGCACGCUGGUGGAGAACCUGUUGCUGAUGCGCAUCAAGGUGAUGCUAGGAGAGGUGACGCGGCUCUUGACGGGGCUGGUGUGGCGGGAGAACUUUUGCAGCGUGUUCCGCGAUAUCGUUUUCAUUCAGAGGCGUCGCUUGCCGCCCCCACCGGUGCGGCUCUCGCGCUUUCGCCGGCUGCAGCUGCUCGCCGCUAGGUUCGAGCGGUUCGUGUUGCUGGCACAGUUUGCGGCGAGUCUUUUUCUCCUUAUUUACAUGGGGUACGCUCCGCGCACCAGUGCUUCGCAGGUGCAUAACAAGGUGGACAUGGCCUUGCUGUGCGUGGAGCUUGUGCUGAUAUGCUGUCUCCCCUUGUGCUGGUGGCGUUUAUGGGACGUUGCAGUUGUCGUCACCGCGUUGAUCUGCGCCGCGGCAAGCUGCUACGGCGGGGCGAUUGUGAUUACGCUUUUCACACUCAAGCUCCCGUUCGUGGUGCGUCAGUUUGUGCCUCGCCACUCAGGCACGUGCACGUAUUGCCGUACCAUCGAAUAUUCUGUGGUGUAUCUGCUGAUGUUUGUGCCCUUUGCUGUUGCCGGGAUCGGCUCUACCGUGCGUAGCACCGCUGUAAAUCAUCUCCUGCUCACGAGUGGAGGCAAUUGGGGUCGCGUUUUCCUGUCUCUUCUCAGCACAGUGAGCCCGCAGCACACUGUGCUGCUUCUGGUCUCCCAGGGGAACACGAGUCCGGACAUCGAUUCUCUGUUGCCGCUGCGUGCGCAGCAGAGCCGCUACGUCCUUCCAGACGGCGAUGUUCUAUUGCGGCUGCAAAUACCGCUGGUGCAGCUCAUCGUGUUCCGCGCUGUCAUGUGUCUUUACUGGUGGUCGGGGGUGAUUGUCGGUACCCACAACGCGAUUCGGCAUCACUACGACAUUAGCGACGAGACAAAGCUCAAGUCGAACAAGCAUCGCUUUCGCAACGAGGGCAAGGAGGAACUCUUUGACGCCCAUCGCGCGGCCACCAUCGAGGCCCUUGGGCAGCAGCUCGACGGUGUGAUGUGGGAGGACGACGUGCGCGCUGCCAAGGAGGCCAUCGAAGCUUCUCACUACGACCAUAACACUAAUAUCAUGGUGCACCGGUUUGUGCGCCGUGUCCAAGACACGCUAGACAGCCAGGGAGGCGCGAUACUGAGCGCGCAGGCGCCGCAGCGGUCUGCGCCCGUGACGAAGCCGACGACAAAGGACGCUUCAAGGUGGGACUGCCGCAACGAGGAUCCGUAUUCGCGUGGCACGUAUGACAUUGGGGUGGUGGAGACGGCGCUUGGUAUGAUUGAGCGCAAGGGCCUGGGCGAACGGUUCAUUGAGCGGCAGUGGACUGGUGCGCUGCUGCGAAAGGAGAUGAACUGGGUGCUCAUUGGCAUGCUGGUUAUGGCGUCUGUCAAGCCUAACCUGUUCGCCAUGGAAGCGGCGUUCAGCGCCGUCUUUGCGGUGGAGUUGGCCUUGUCGCUUUACUUUCUCCGGCUCGAGUUCAUCUUCUCCCACUACGUGCGGCUCAUGCUUCGGGUGUUCUGCGUGGUUAUUGGAUUUGUUCCUCCUGGCAUCCCGUUUGUCGCUUUUAGAAGCCUGCGACUUGUGGAGGGGUGGUCACUUCUGUUCAGCGUUCCGGGCAUGGUGCGUUGGGGCAUGGUCUACCUCGUCGCCUCGUUCUUCACGAUAUGGAUGAUCUCCUACGUGGCCGCCCUGCAGUUCCUCGCGGCAGCAGAGCUGCAGAUGCGGCCCUCCAUAUGCUCGAGCAAACGCGAAUGCCUAAAGAUCUCGCUACGGGAGCUUAUUCUGCCCGCCUUCACGCCAGAGCAUAUUGACCCGCUCUCGGAGGCACCUGUGAUGGCGAUGCUUGUUUUUUUCACGCACUUCUGCUUUGCGCCGUUCCUGCUCGCCAUCAUGCUGCACCCCCUUUUGCGCUUGUCCAACUUCAUUGGGCGUUUCUUGCGUCUCGUGGUGCAAAGCCUUCACAAAGACGUUCUGGACUACGUCGAAAACUACCUGGAGGGCGCGUCUUGGUACACCCACUGGGGUCUCAAGGCGAACAUCUCGGUGGAGGUCAUUGUACGGAUGAAAAUGUGGCUCAACGACUUGAGACGCCGUCGCGUCAGCGCUGUCUGGGGCUCGUCGCCCAGCAGCGUCACGAUCUCAAAUCAGUACACGCUGCAGAAAACGUCCAUGAAGAGAUACGAUCCGGUCGUGGAGAAGGAGUGUACGGCGCUGACGGAGAUCAUCUGCCGCGGCGAGUUCGCUUCUUUGGAGGAGAACAUCGCGCAUGACCGCCUCAGUGGAAACCCGGUUACACAGUUUCUGAGUCUCGUUGUCGUCCGCAACGUGUGUGUGCACUACCUCAAUGUUGCUCUCACCUUUGCUUCCAUAGCGUUUCUGUGGGUCGCCGACGCGUCGUUGGACGGCGGCAGCGUUCUCAUCGUCGUUUCUUGUGUGGUUCACCUGUUGAGCGUUGCGGUGUCGAUUGUAGUGAUCCCGCGUGAUUCGACGGCGAUCAUGACGCUGGUGUCGGCGUGCGCACUUUUGUGUGCUGUUGUGCUUGUGCUCGUUCCCGACCGGCGAUUCCGUACCUAUUACUGUGUGCGAUUCUUCUCACUGCUACGCAUUGGACAGCUGCAGGUGUUUCCUUUUUGCGAGAUGAAACGGGCGGUGAAGAUGUAUAUUGGCUCGGCCGUCAAGAUUCUCUUCCCGGUCGCGGUGAUGGGUGGCGCUGCAUACAUGGCAGAGCUGCUUCGGGCGCAAGUGUUCAUGGUCCGAUUCAAGCCUCUUGCGUGGAUGAACAUCAACUGGAGUAGCCCAGCAGAGGUGGAGGCUUUGCGGUCCAACGUGUCCUACCCGGAGUUCCUGGCAGCCACGCCCCGUAGCCGCACUUCGUGGCCGAACGUCAAGGAGACGUCUGCCCUGUUUGUUGCGUACUUUAGCGAAGACGCGUACAUCUUUUACUCCAUCUACUGUUUUUGGGUGCUGCCUGGUAUCUGCAUCUCGACAUGUCUGUCAUAUCUCUUCUGGGUAGGCACCAACCUGAGAGAUACGAACCGGCUCAUGGUGGACAUGAUCCCUCUGCUAGAGGAUCCGAUUGCCAUGUCUGGCUUCAGCUGGUAUCAAUGGCUCUACCGCUACGUAGGGAACGUGAUUCUGCUGGCGAGCCUUGUGUUCGGCUGCAUCUUCAGCCCCACUACCGCAGCGACCUCGGAUGACCUUAUCUUCUUCUUGGGGUUUGAGAUGGCUUUCACCUUCUGCGGGCUGGCCGAGGCGAUCAUGUCGUGCUCCUUUGCGGUGCACCGCUGCGCGCGGUCUAGCGUCAGCUGGCGGACAUGCCAGGAAGACGGCAAACACACGUACGUGCUUUCCGGCGACUGCGUUUUUCUGCUGUGUGAAGUGCUUCAGCUUCUCUACUACUGCGUUGCUGUGGCGCUGUGCUCGACGCUUUUGGUAGAGCGCAGUGGCUGUCUCAUAUCCCCAGACGAGUACGCCACCAUCUUUGUCACGAUUCGCUUUGUGUUUCUGCUUCGUCUCCUGAGCCGCGAGUUUUUGCUGCCGCUGAUGCGCCACUUCUUCUCGAUGUCUAGAAGCGUUGCAGGCAUCGUAGUCUACUUUGUCGCCUGCGCCAGUGCAUUGGCAGAUGUGUAUGCGGCAGAAACGCGCACUCGGUACACACCCGCGACGUGGUGCGCCGCGUUCGACACCAUAUUGCGCCUCGCCUUCACCUCGGCUAUCCCUGCGAACUUUGAGCGCUACUGGCAACCUUUCAACAGCACUGCCGUCGCGUCGGCGAUGAAGAACAACUCGACCACGCUGGAUGUGAUCACGGAGCACUACACAACGUCGCGCCUGGCCUUUGUGCUGGCCGUCAUUGGAAAGGCAAUAAUGGCCAGCGUCGUGGGCCUCUUCGUCGGUUCUGUGACCACAACGGUGCGCACUGUUUUUCUGCAUCUGCUACCGGCAAAGAGCUUGUUGCUCUACCGGACGCUGUGUGGUGGUCUGAGCGAGCUGUUGAGGUUCGGCAUGCAAAAUCAUGACGACAUGCGGCCCCAGACACGCCGCCGUAUUCAGGCUCGCAAGUUCAGGCGCAUGUUUAUACCCGAAGGAAUCCCGUCGUGGUCGGUGCCGCAUCUGCUGGAGGAGCUGGGCAUCUGCCGGCCUGUUCGGCAGCGCCGGUUCAUGUACGCCUUGAUGAGGCUGUUGGAGUACAUGCCGACGAGUGAGAAGCGGCAGGAGCGGGUGCGCGAGUACAUGCAUGUGUGGGACACCUACCGCUGUGGCGGACCGGCUCAUCUGCUCUUCUCCGAGCUCCCUAUUUACCCUCCCGCCACUGCGUCGCAGCGAAGGCUGAACCCAUACUACCCUUCUUCUUCACUUGCAACGAUGCGGCGUGACUGCCACAUUGCCCCGCUGCGGCUGGUGCAAGCCCUGGCGAUCUUUGAGCUUGGGUUUCCGGCAGACUCGUCUGUGGGCUCGAAGCUGUGGAUGGAUUUUUUCUCGGUGGUGCAAAAAAUGCGCGGGGCGACGUUGCUGCAGUCUCUGUGGCGGAUGUACCGCGAGGAGAAAGCGUUUGACACGGACACAAGCCGCACUUCGUACGAGCGAACGCUGAUCACGCACGUGCGCCGCGGGCUGCGGAAGCAGAAGCUGCGCAGCCAUAUCCGCUUUCUGAGCUUUGCCUCCUUUCAGGAGGCAAUGUACUACGAGCGCGAGGUGUUCAACCCAAGCACUGGUCAUUUCGACUUGCUGAAUCGCUUGCGUGGGCAUUUCAGCGGACUUAGCGCUUCGCCGGAUUUUUGGAAAACGGUGCGCUAUGCUGAGAGUAAGCUGGCUGCCUAG
This is a messenger RNA of Leishmania major strain Friedlin, 5667 nucleotides long. RefSeq lists its product as hypothetical. The record is from RefSeq and is a predicted model, not a curated record. Lineage: Eukaryota; Euglenozoa; Kinetoplastea; Trypanosomatida; Trypanosomatidae. Gene Ontology annotation, molecular function: protein binding. The coding region runs from base 1 to 5667 and encodes 1888 amino acids. The transcript has a single exon.